ACCUAAUUGCGUUGAUUUGAGUCAAUUGUUCUAAUAGUGUUUCUAUUCAGCUCUCAUAAUUCACCCAAAUGACAGAAGCAUCUGGCCCGUUGCCUCUUGCGACAUUUAUAGAGGCUAUCAAGGAUGCACCAACUGAUUUUCUUCAAGAAUCCCAGCCAGAACUCAGAAGAUCCAUUGCUUUUUUGAUUCGUACCAACAACGAGCUUUUGGAGGAAAUCGAGUCGUUAAGUGCAAAAUUGAUAUCCCCAGAUCCUAAGGAAAGUCAGAGUGAGUUGGAGGAGACUUACAAACUCUACAGUCUUACUAUUGUUGAAAACAGGGAAGUUAUCAAAAAUAAAAGAGAAAAGUAUAUAGCCUUGAACGACGAGUUGGUAUCGAGAGGACAACUAAAUCCCGAGGAUAAAGUCAAGGAUGAAAAGAAUUUCUUUGGAAGCUUAGAUGAUAUGGAAAACAAGGCCUCAGUCGAAUUGGUGCCGACAAUAAAGAAAGACAAAAGAGACAACGAAAAGGAAGACAAUACAGAGACAAAAGACGGUGGAGAUAAUAAUACAAAUGAAGAGGGUGUCUAUUUAUAAGCUAGUCAUUAAUGGUAUAUACAAUUAAAAAAUGUUAGGAAAGGAAUAAAAACAUAAUG
Molecule: messenger RNA, 634 nt
Organism: Scheffersomyces stipitis CBS 6054
Lineage: Eukaryota; Fungi; Ascomycota; Pichiomycetes; Serinales; Debaryomycetaceae
Exons: 1
Coding region: 69-575 (168 amino acids)
Biological process (GO): proteasome regulatory particle assembly
Molecular function (GO): protein-macromolecule adaptor activity
Source: RefSeq, a predicted model, not a curated record